CGCGCCGGGAAGAUGGCGGCGGACGGGGGCGCGGCGGCGGCGGCCCGCGAGCGGCGGCGCGAGCAGCUCCGGCAGUGGGAGGCGGCGCCGGCCCCGCCCUGCCCCCCGCGGCCGCCGCGCGCCCGGGCCGUGCGCUUCGAGCGCGCCGCCGAGUUCCUGGCCGCCUGCGCGGGGGGGGAGCUGGGCGAGGCCGGGGCCAUGCUGCGGGGGGGGCCCGGCGGGGAGCGGCCCGUGCCCGGCCUGGUCAACGGCACCAACGCGGACGGGAUCAGCGCCCUGCACCAGGCCUGCAUUGACGAGAACCUGGAGGUGGUGCAGUUCCUGGUGGAGAAUGGAGCCGACGUGAACCAGGCGGACAAUGAGGGCUGGACGCCCCUGCAUGUUGCUGCCUCCUGCAGCUACAAGGAGAUCGCCCAGUACCUGCUGGCCCACGGCGCACAGGUGGCGGCGGUGAACAGCGACGGGGAGAUUCCCCUGGAUAUCGCCGAGGACGACGGCAUGGAGGCGCUGCUGCGGGAGGAGAUCGCCAAGCGAGGGGUGGACGUGGCGGCCGCCAAGCGGGAGGAGGAGGAGCUGAUGCUGCAGGACACGCGCCAGUGGCUGAACGCCGGGCACAUCUACGACACGCGCCACCCCAAGACCGGAGCCAGCGCCCUGCACGUGGCCGCCGCCAAGGGCUACAUCGAGGUCAUGAGGCUGCUCCUGCAGGCCGGUUAUGACCCCAACGUGCAGGACAAGGACGGCUGGACCCCCCUGCACGCGGCGGCCCACUGGGGGGUGGAAGAAGCCUGCCGCCUGCUGGUGGAGCAUCUGUGUGACAUGGACACCCUCAACAACGUGGGCCAGCGGCCGUGCGACCUGGCAGACGAGGACACGCUGAGCCUGCUGGCGGAGCUGCAGAAGAAGCAGGAGGACCUGCGCAGCAAGAAGGAAGCUCACCUGAAGCAGGCGGUGAUCGAUACCAGCGCGGAGCAGCAGCCUGUGUACAGCGCCAAGCACAGGCGGAGCUCCGUGUGCCGCAUGAGCAGCCGGGAGAAGAUCUCGGUGCAGGACCAGUCCAAGGAGCGCAAAACUCUGGGCCCCAUCGUCCCGGACGAGGAGAACAGCUCCGCCUCCGAGGGGGAGGAGCCGGAGAAACCCACCGAGUCCACCAAGCCCCCACCUCAGGAGAGCAGCGGCUUGAAUGGGGUCGCCCUGCCCCCUGUCUCCCCUGCACCAACAGGGUCCAAGUUCUCCGGAGGCCGCCCCGCAGCACCGGAGGAUUCGUCAGCGCCUGCCUGGAGGGCGGGGCUGCGGAAGACGGGCAGCUUCGGGGUGCUGCAGGACGCCCGGCUGGACGAGGGGCCCCCCAAGGAGGGCAGGAUCAAGCGCUCAGCGUCCAGCCCCAGGCUGGACACAGAGGAGAAGCCACAGGACAUCUGGGAAAUCCUACAGAAGUGGAACAGGACUCUGAUUGGCCCGGGGUUAGCCAAUAAGAGCGUAGCCUCAGAGCUAGCCAGUCGGGAGGAAGGGAGUUCAUCAGGUGACCUGAGCAAGGAGCCGCCGCGCCUGGCCCGGGUCCCGCCGACGCCCACACGGCGUAUCUUCACCCUGCCGGACGCAGAGCCAAGCCGAGCGAUCUUGGAAGACGGCCUGCAGAUGAAAAUCGACGCGGGUUCUGCCCCCAACCAGCUCCCCACUUCCAGCACAGACCUCCGCGACCGCCGAAGAUCGUAUCAGACCCCUGUGAGGGAUGAGGAGUCGGAAUCGCAGCGCAAAGCCCGGUCGCGUCUCAUGAGGCAGUCCCGGCGAUCCACCCAGGGCGUCACCCUCACGGACUUGAAGGAGGCCGAGAAGACCAUUGGCCGAUCCGUGGACGCCAGGGCCACCGAGCAGCGAAUCGGGGAGGACGAGAAGCGGGGCCGAGAAGGGGAGCAGCCGCUGGACGCCAUGGACUCGGCCCGGCGAUGCCGCGCAGCCAACCCCGAGGGCUCCUCGGUGUAUCCCGUGAAUCCCGUCGUGGUGAACUCUCAGGCAAAGAAAGCACCGGAGCCCGAGGGGCUGGGGCUGGGCGCGGAGGCGGAGGCCGAGCUGCGGAACCGGCUGGCCGUGCGGGACCGCCGGAAAGGCCGGCGAGAACGACGCUCCACGGGCAUGGUGCAGAACGCAGAGGGCGACGAGACCGAGGAGCCGGAGCAGCUGAAUGACACCGCCCCGGGAUCCAGGUACCUGCCGGCCGGGAGCUCCAGCAUGUCCGACCACUUGAACAGCCUCCUGCCCCACCGGACGGACGCCUACGGCUGCGCCAGGCUCAGCAGCGUGGGCAGCGCCGGGGACGAGCAUGAAUACAAAAAGCUCUAUGAAGAUCUCCAGGUGGAGAACGAGAAGCUGAAGGAGCAGUUGCAGGAGACGCAGCUGAAGCUGACCCAGAUCAAGCUGGAGCUGGAGCGGGUGACCCAGAGGCAGGAGCGCUUUGCCGAGCGGCCGGCGCGGCUGGAGCUGGAGAGAUUUGAGCGCCGGGCCUUGGAGCGGAAGGCGGCGGAGCUGGAGGAGGAGCUGAAGGCUCUCUCGGACCUGAAGGCCGACAACCAGCGCCUGAAGGACGAGAACGCGGCUUUGAUCCGGGUCAUCAGCAAACUCUCCAAGUGACGCCCCCCGCCCAGGGCAGGGAGUCGCCCCACUUCCCGGGCCAGCCCCUUCCAGCUGGCAGGGAGCCCCCCCACACUCCAGACCAGCUCCCCCAGCCAAGGUGCCAUGGGAGGGGGGAGUCUAUGGACCAGAAUAAGCCCCUCGCCCCCACACAGCAGGACCACACCCCCUUACGCCACCCCUCAAACCAGGGACCUCCUGAUAAACCUCCCCCACAAAUCUUUCCUCUGGGGGAGGGGUGUCUGAGCCCCCCUGAUAAUCAGACCAAACCCCCCCAUCGCUCUGAGUGGCACCCCCCUCCCCCCCAACACCUGCUGCUGGAGCAAAAUCCAGCCCCUGCCCCGGGACAAAUAUUAUUUGUGGCUCUUGACAAUUCCUGCUACUUGUUAAGUGACGCUCGUUGUCAGUAGCUGGGGGGGGGGAGGGGAGGCAGAUUCCCGCCUGCCCCUCUCCCCCAGUCCCAGCCUUGGGGGGGGGGGGGCGUGUAACCCCUUUUCCCCCCCGCCUCCGUUAUCCCAGUAAUCUCCAGUUAGAAGCCAAAAUGCUUCUCCCCCUCCCCCCACCCCCCUUUGAUUGUGGGGGUGUUAGCAGAGAUGGGGAUAUUGCAAGCCCCCCCCCUUUUUACAGCCCCUUCAAUUCUCCCCCACACCCCAGCUAAACAAAUCCCUGCAGCUUUGUUUCUGCCCCACGGCGCCCCCUACGGAUGCCAAGGAUCUCUCACCUGCCUGCCCCACGGGAGCACCGUGCCACGCCCCCCCCACCCUGUGCCAGGGAAAACGCCAGCCAAAGUGGGGCUGUUAGGGGAGGGGCGUAGAGCUGCUGUAAGUGGCGGGGCUGGCAGAUGGGAGGGUGGGUGGCAUCAGGAAGGGGGGGCUAUGCCAGUAUUGGGGGGGGCCCUGGGGAGAAACAGGGGGGUUCCAGGGAGGGCUACUCUAGGGUCAGCCCCCAGAGGGGCCCAGUUAGGCGGAUGUGGGGGAGGGGACCCCUGAAUAAAUAGCCCCAUUGGGGAAUCUCCAGUGUGCACUGAUUGGGUCCAAAGGGGGUGGGGCCCAUCUGCUGUACUGCCCCACAUUCCUGCCUUGGCUCCACCCCCUCGGAAUCUUGGUGUUAAAAGGGGGCGGGACUUUAUAGUCACUUCCCCGCCCCCAUUGCAGUAUCUGGGCCAAACCAUGUGGAGGCGGGGAAUAGGUGGGGCCACCCAAUUCUUCCUCUUAAGGGCUUCUUCCAUUGUAGAUGUGGGGGAGCAGGCACCAAAUAACCACAUGACCAAAGUGAGGGGGUGCCCCCAGCUCCCCAAUGUCCCCCCCGACACGUACAGAACGAAUGGGGAUUCCUGGCUUUGCCAAACUCCUCUCUAUUGCAAACCCAGCCGGGGGACACCCGGAGGAUUGUGGGGUUCAGGUAAGACAAAGGGCAUUGCAGAUCUUGCUGCCCUCCCCAAGUGUGUGUGUGGGGGGGGUGUGGAUCUAAGAACCAAGCUGCUGCUUCAGCCCCCUGAAAAUGUGCCAUGGGGGGGUUCAGAUCCCAGUUUUCUGCACCCUUCCUUAAGGGGCCCCAAGCACUCCUCGUCCACCCCUUGAAAAGGGGGUGUGGGCGCUUUGGACAGAUGCAAGUGCAAAAAAAGCAGGGUUCAGGCUCCCUUUAAAAACUGCCAUGCAAACUGAAUUGUCAGUUUGGCCCCAGAACGUGGCUUCCUGGAAAGUGUCCCCCACAGUUUGAGGGGGACCCCAAAUUUCUGUGCCAUGCCAUGCCACGCCACGCCACGCCUCCUGCUGAAAUGUCCCCCUGAAUUUUCUAGGGAAACCUCAACUUUCCUUGCCCUUACCCUCUCAGUUCAAAAUCCCCCCAAAUUCCCAGGGGAACCCCCAAAUUCUCAGUGCCAUGCAGCUGAUUUCUCCCUCCCUCAAUGCCCCCCAAAUUAAUCCAGGGCAUGAAACUGAUUCCUCCUCAGUUCAGAAUCCUCCCGAAACUCACAGGGGACCCCAAAAUUCUGUGCCAUGCAACUGAUUUCCCCCCUCAGCAAAAAACACUCCCCCCAAUGGAGGGCAUCCCAAAAUUUUCCAGGCCAUGCAGCCAUCUUCCCCCGCCCCCUCAGCAAAAUAAAAAUCCCCAUGAAGUUUGCAGAGUGUCUCUCCCCCCCCCCCCCCAAUUUAUAAGCCAGGCGGCCGCUCCCCCCCACGCCACCCCCAUGAACAUAUCUGUAUAUAAAGGAAAGUAUUUUCUAUACAGCGUCCCCCGCCUCCCCGAAAGAUACGACGUGUGCAAUACAGCAAAGGAAAUUCUA
Molecule: messenger RNA, 4912 nt
Organism: Malaclemys terrapin pileata
Lineage: Eukaryota; Metazoa; Chordata; Testudines; Emydidae
Gene: PPP1R12C
Product: protein phosphatase 1 regulatory subunit 12C
Exons: 23
Coding region: 13-2628 (871 amino acids)
Biological process (GO): signal transduction
Cellular component (GO): cytoplasm
Molecular function (GO): enzyme inhibitor activity; phosphatase regulator activity; protein kinase binding
Source: RefSeq, a predicted model, not a curated record